Molecule: messenger RNA, 3667 nt
Organism: Pelobates fuscus (common spadefoot toad)
Lineage: Eukaryota; Metazoa; Chordata; Amphibia; Anura; Pelobatidae
Product: H(+)/Cl(-) exchange transporter 5
Exons: 14
Coding region: 365-2794 (809 amino acids)
Biological process (GO): transmembrane transport; chloride transport
Cellular component (GO): synaptic vesicle; early endosome; Golgi apparatus
Molecular function (GO): voltage-gated chloride channel activity
Source: RefSeq, a predicted model, not a curated record
GCUACGCCCAAGAAAGCUUGGUUACCAGCGCCUGGUUGCGGAGACGCAGUUUUUUUUUUCCUUCUCAUUGGCUGCGCCCAGUUUACAAGAAUUGCGAGGCGUGAGUGACAGCGUAAACGGGAUGCUGGCGGCUUGUGACUGAUGACGUCACGUGUGGGCGGGGCUAUGUAGUGUGACAGGGGACAUGCUGUGGUUGGAUGGUGAGGAUCACAUGUACCAAUUCCUGUACUGAGUGAGGCAUAUCACACAUCAAUGAGUCUCAGUUCACAGGGGAUGUCAUUAAUCUGACUAUAAUCAUGGAUUUCUAGCAAGAACAAAAUGACUAUUUAUUUAACAGCUUAAGACUCAGGAGGUUACACUAACAAUGGAAAAUAAAGGAUUCCACCGUUCCAGCCUAAACAGUCUCCACAGUAGCACAAGCGAUGAGGACAUGGUUGAAAUCACAGAAGGCACCCUAGAUUUCAAAAUUUCUGAUGAUGAUCCACCAAUAGAUGCAGAGAACGAUACUGAGUUUGCUACAUAUAAUGGAAAUGGAAUACAUGGGUCAUAUAAUGUGAUGGAUUUUCUUGAUGUACCAGGGGUGGGAACAUAUGAGGAUUUUAAUACAAUCGACUGGGUGAGAGAAAAGUCACGUGACCGAGAUCGGCACAGAGAGAUCUUGAGUAAGAGUAAAGAGUCCACCUGGGCACUUUUGCAUAGUGUCAGUGAUGCCUUCUCUGGAUGGUUGCUUAUGCUACUUAUUGGCCUUUUUGCAGGCUCUUUAGCAGGCUUAAUAGACAUCUCCUCUCAUUGGAUGACAGACCUUAAGGAGGGUAUUUGUGUAGAUGAGUUCUGGUUAACCCAAGAGCAGUGCUGCUGGAAAUCAGAAAAUGUGACCUUUGAAAACCCAAAUGACUGCCCAAAGUGGAGGAGCUGGUCUCAACUCUUACUCAACCAAAGUGAGGGCGCUUUUCCCUACAUCGUGAAUUACAUUUUGUACAUUUUGUGGGCUCUCUUCUUCUCCCUUCUUGCUGUUUUGUUGGUCCGUAACUUUGCUCCAUAUGCCUGCGGUUCAGGGAUCCCUGAAAUCAAGACUAUCUUGAGUGGAUUUAUCAUUCGGGGCUACCUGGGUAAAUGGACACUGAUUAUAAAGACUAUAACACUUGGCCUGGCUGUGUCUUCUGGCCUUAGCCUGGGCAAGGAAGGUCCCUUAAUCCAUGUGGCUUGUUGCUGUGGCAAUAUCUUGUGCCAUCUUUUUACAAAGUACCGUAGGAAUGAAGCCAAAAGGAGGGAGGUAUUGUCUGCUGCAGCUGCUGCUGGUGUGUCAGUGGCUUUCGGUGCCCCUAUUGGAGGAGUGCUUUUCAGCUUGGAAGAGGUCAGUUAUUACUUCCCAAUGAAGACUCUCUGGAGAUCAUUCUUUGCUGCGUUGGUAGCAGCUUUUACUUUGCGCUCCAUCAAUCCAUUUGGUAAUAGCCGCUUGGUGCUCUUCUAUGUUGAAUUUCACACACCUUGGCAUCUUCUAGAGCUUAUCCCAUUCAUACUCCUGGGAAUUUUUGGUGGAUUAUGGGGUGCUUUCUUCAUUCGAGCCAAUAUUGCCUGGUGCAAAAGACGGAAGACCACCAAAUUGGGUCGCUACCCAGUGUUGGAGGUCCUAGCUGUCACAGCCAUCACAGCAGUUUUGGCUUUUCCCAAUGAAUAUACUCGAAUAAGCUCUAGUGAGCUGAUAUCUGAACUUUUUAAUGACUGUAGCUUGCUGGACUCGUCCAAACUCUGUGAUUACAAUAAUGAUGAUGUUAAUACCACGAAUGGAGGCAUCCUUCCGGACCGUCCCGCUAGUAAAGGAGUCUACACUGCGCUAUGGCAGUUGUCUCUUGCAUUAAUUUUCAAAGCUGUUAUCACCAUCUUUACGUUUGGAAUGAAGGUUCCCUCUGGACUUUUUAUUCCCAGCAUGGCUGUGGGUGCUAUUAUGGGGAGACUGAUGGGAAUAAGUGUAGAACAACUGGCCUACUACCAUCAUGACUGGGCAAUUUUCAAAGGAUGGUGCAACCAAGGAGCCGACUGUAUCACACCAGGUCUCUAUGCCAUGGUGGGAGCAGCAGCUUGUUUAGGUGGAGCAACACGAAUGACUGUUUCCUUAGUUGUCAUAAUGUUUGAGUUGACUGGGGGUCUGGAAUAUAUUGUGCCUUUAAUGGCUGCUGCCAUGACCAGCAAGUGGGUAGGAGAUGCACUGGGACGGGAGAGCAUCUAUGAUGCUCACAUUCACCUAAAUGGCUACCCCUUUUUAGAAGCCAAAGAAGAGUUUAGCCACAAAACACUAGCAAUGGAUGUGAUGCGCCCAAGGCAUAAUGACCCAUCACUGACGGUCCUUACUCAAGACAGCAUGACUGUGGGGGACAUAGAAGCAGCUAUCAACGAAACAACGUAUAGUGGCUUUCCUAUAGUUGUCUCCAGAGAGUCACAAAGGCUUGUGGGCUUCGUUCUGAGGCGAGAUCUGAUCAUCUCUAUUGAGAGUGCCAGGAAGAAACAGGAUGGGAUAGUGAGCGCAUCACGAAUUUACUUCUCGGAGUACACACCACCGCAGCCUGCUACCUCACCAGCAAGCCUAAAACUACGUACCAUUAUGGACCUCAGUCCGUUCACAAUCACUGACCAGACACCUAUGGAAAUUGUGGUAGAUAUUUUCCGAAAGCUUGGCCUGCGCCAGUGCCUGGUGACGCACAAUGGGAGAUUACUUGGAAUUAUAACAAAAAAGGAUGUCUUGAAACAUAUAGCACAGAUGGCCAACCAAGAUCCAGACUCCAUAUUGUUUAACUGAACAAUUUACCUAACAUUUUUGCCAAUCACAGACUAACUCUGAAUCUUUUGAAGCCAUGCUUCUUUUCACUGUAUGGUGUGUCCUACACCUUCAGACUGGGAAGAUGUUUCACCUAUUCUAAAGGAGCUGCUGCCACUUUAUUUUGAAUGGACUUAAAAAUAAUGGAAGCAUACUUUCGAUGGGGGGUACUAAAGGAUAACCAUCUACCACAGCCCCUUCCUUUGUGGUAAAGUGGGCACUUCAGAACUGUUGGACUGUAGCUUUGGUAUAUACCUGUGGAGGAAAUUCAUUUUUAUUUUUUAUUUUUUUUGAAUGAGGGAAGGUAGUUUGGAAAUUAAGCAGGAAACCAGAAAAGGCAAAAUUAAAGCACGUUUAUGGGAGAGAAUGCACCUUUAUUAGACAAAGAAGAAUAAAUUAUGUAUUUAACCAUAACAAUGUACUGUCUUUUAAAGGUCUACUAAUGGUCCACUUAUAUCAGAAGACGCUUGGGUUUAAUGCAUUUGUACACACAUUGUGUUUGCGCAAUGCAGAUGGACUCGUUUUAACUAAAGACAAGCUUCUUAACCUUAUGGUUAUCUGAAAUUAAUUAUUACAAAUGAAGUAUAGUUUAAAUGCAAAAUGAUCAUUAUUGUGCCAGAAAAUCUUGCAUUGUGAAUAAUCCUUAAUCUUGCUUUUGAAAUGUGCAAUUCUAAACUGUUACACAUUUAAUGGAUCAUAUAUAAUUAUAUCUGUAUUUUUUUAUUUCUAAGGUUUUCAGAUCAAAGAAUAGAGAAUUCUAUUUUGUAAUUGUACAUGGGCCCAGAUUUCAGAAUGGCUUGUAAUCCAUCAACAAAAUUAAAAGUGAAAAUUAAGGUUUUCAGUUGACUUUUGAAA